Molecule: messenger RNA, 1374 nt
Organism: Pteronotus mesoamericanus
Lineage: Eukaryota; Metazoa; Chordata; Mammalia; Chiroptera; Mormoopidae
Gene: CUNH6orf120
Product: chromosome unknown C6orf120 homolog
Exons: 1
Coding region: 92-643 (183 amino acids)
Source: RefSeq, a predicted model, not a curated record
AUGUGGCCGCGCUGCCCCGAGCGCGCUCAGCGCGUCUGGUGGCUUCUCUGCGGAGCGAGCGGGUGAGGCCUCCGCGCCGGCGCCGCCGGCCAUGGCCGCCGCCUGGAAGGGCGCCCUCCUGCUGCUCCUGGCGGCGCGGGCGGCGUCCUGGGGCGGUGCCUCGGAGGACGAGGACGAGGACGUCCCGGCGGAGUGGGUCUUGCUGCACGUCGUCCCGGGCCAGGUGGGCGCUGGCAACUACAGCUACCUGCGUCUCAACCACGAGGGCAGGAUCGUGCUGGCGAUGCGCAGCGUGCGGGGCGACGCCGACCUUUACGUGUCCGACCGCACGCUGCACCCGAGCUUCGACGACUACGAGCUGCAGGCCGCCACCUGCGGUCGCGACGUAGUGGCGGUGCCCGCGCACUUCCAGCGCCCGGUGGGCAUCGGCGUGUACGGGCACCCGUCGCACCGCGACAGCGAGUUCGAGAUGAAGGUGUACCUGGACACCACGGCGCCUCUCGGCGACGGCGCCACCCCCGGCGGCGCGGGGGCCGGCGCCCCGCACGCGUACGACCCCGAGGGCGCGCCCCAGGAGGAGGAGUCCCUGCUCUGGACGGUUCUCAUCGGCCUUUUGAAACUGGUCCUUGAAAUCCUUUUCUGACGGUCGGAGCGCGCCUGGAUGCUGACCGUGGACCUGUGUGGGUGGCGGCCGUGCGCCGUGAACCGGCUCCUCGCACCUGGCGGGAAGCGCGCGCUUUUUCUAGUUGGGAUGGGAAACAAAGCCAUACAGUCGUUACCUCAGUGACCCCGGAGGAGGAGCAGCAGCAGCAGCCGGUUCGAGAUCCGUUUUCCUUCAAAGAUUAAAAUUCCUGUAAAAGGAGUCCGCACAAUAAAGUGUUCGAACUCCGUUCUGAUUAGCUUGUCAGGUGCCGAGAAAGGACGACUGCGGUGACUUAGGUUUGUAGGAAAGGAAUCAGAAUUGAGCACCCUCGCUGCAGGUGCACAGAUCGGACUGAAAGGUGGACGACGCUGUGUUACUCGUUAGCGAUGCUGAAGGCAGCGACCGCAAGCCUGGGGAGCGGUGCUGGUUCCGCACCCGCGGGACCGGACCUCGGCCCCGCGCACCCGUCCACGGGUUGGGGGGGGGGCCGCUCCCGGGCGCCUGUGCCCGCUGAGGACGGCUGUCAACCUGGCCGCUCCGCGUCGUCACGCGUAUUUUAUCACCUCGAGCUGCCUAGGAAGAGCCUUCCGUUACUAAAUUAGUGAUGGCCCCCGGGGUGGGCCAGAAACAAUCGAAAUUAGGAAAAUAAUGGGAUAAUUACUUCAAAUGAAGUUGUCUAAUAGAAGCCAAAGUACAGAGAAAUAAAAACCUUUUGGAAGAUGAACUAUUUU